AUGCCGUUGAGUGCGUGCAUUGAGCCGGCGACUAAACAACGCGUGGCUGAGUGGGACAUGGGGAAGUUCCCGGAAGAGGUAACGGAUGCCGAAUGGGCGGCAUGGUUUACGCUGGGAUUUCAAGUUGACCCUCGGACACUGGAUUCCCUGAAGAAGCAAGUCAAGGCCUCGGUGGUUUUUGACAUGUCGAUCCCGGACGCAGAUUCUCGGAUCGGGCGAAUGUUGGACGGCAUGGCGGCCGCUUUACGCCGGUACCGCCAGGAGUGGGUUAUUAGAGAAGAAAGUGCUGCCAUCGUAAAGAUCUUUACGGAGGCGUUCAAGCCGGUGUCACUCCAUCGGGCAGUGACGGAGCAGAUGGCGCUGACGUGA
This is a messenger RNA of Aphanomyces astaci, 369 nucleotides long. RefSeq lists its product as hypothetical. Bases 1 to 369 code for a protein of 122 amino acids. The record is from RefSeq and is a predicted model, not a curated record. The transcript has a single exon. Lineage: Eukaryota; Oomycota; Saprolegniomycetes; Saprolegniales; Verrucalvaceae.